Molecule: messenger RNA, 766 nt
Organism: Batrachochytrium dendrobatidis JAM81
Lineage: Eukaryota; Fungi; Chytridiomycota; Chytridiomycetes; Rhizophydiales
Exons: 2
Coding region: 270-686 (138 amino acids)
Source: RefSeq, a predicted model, not a curated record
GUGAUUACAGCCGUUUUACUGACUGGGUCAAGAAGCAAUCACUCAAAUUGACGUCCAGUUUGUUCGGUUAUAUUGAAGGGAAUUGACCAGUUCAAUGAGAACACCAGAAACUGUCAAAACAGACACUGAAAAGUCUAAAUCAUUCUUAUUGAAAUGCUACACUACGACAUCAAUCUCUCAGUGUGCUGGAUGAGUCAUCCUCAUACAACUUUACUGGGUUGGAUGCUGAGGAAAUCAAAAACCAGCUGACGAAAUCCAUCCGAUUGAAUAUGAAGCAACUCAAAGCGACCGAUGUACUGGCAUCAAAACAAGUAAUGCUGAUAGCAAGGUCCUUGAUGAAACUGCUGGAAACAUUUGGGGAUGGGCACAAGGGACGCUUCUUGGACUAUGUCAACAGCAGACUUGGCAUCUCCAAAUCAUCCUACUACUACUACUACAUGGAGUAUUAUGCCUUUAUGUCAAAGUAUCCGAAAUUCCAAACUCUGGCAGUGUCCUUUAGAGUGUUCAGAAGUAUGAUUCCAAAAAUCAAGGAAUGGUUUAUGUCACCAGAGUGUCAAGCUUUGGACUCUUCUGAUUUCUACUCUGAACACUACUGGAUGAAUGUUGAUGAUGAAAUGGAUGACGACGAUAUGAAUGUUUUAAACGAACACAAUUCCACUGCGGUGGAAAACCUUCGCAACAAGUAGUUCCUCGUCAGUCGAUGACUCCUUCAGACUGCAGUGAUAAUGAUAAUGCUAUCAAUGGUGAACUGACAUUGCUACUUUCU